Messenger RNA from Polyodon spathula (Mississippi paddlefish), 5787 nucleotides. RefSeq names its product fibronectin leucine rich transmembrane 3 (gene flrt3). Gene Ontology annotation, molecular function: protein binding. The transcript is spliced from 3 exons. The record is from RefSeq and is a predicted model, not a curated record. Lineage: Eukaryota; Metazoa; Chordata; Actinopteri; Acipenseriformes; Polyodontidae. The coding region runs from base 1246 to 3204 and encodes 652 amino acids.
UGGUGGAGUCGCACAUUCAUUUUGCUUUCUUUUGCUCCCUCUAGUGGCAGUAAUUCACACCCUCUCGUUAUUUUAUAACCUUAUCUCAGGGAGAGUGAGCAAAGUAAGGCCCUCCCAUUUAUGACAUCAGUGCUGUAUUGAAGCACAGCUUGGUGCAGCUUCAACUUCAGACUUGUGGUCUAUGUAAGUGAAUGCUCCCCUCUCCCACUCUUUCCUAGUGCUAUUGGAGUGUGCAGACACACAUACACACACACAUUCCUGUUACUACUAGAACUACAGACUACUCUUGUAGCUGGUACUUUGUGCUUUUGGAACUGAAGACUGAGGGCUCUAUUAUUGCUGACUCUUUCUGGAUUUAUUCUCGUGGCUGCAUUGUAAACAGGAUUUUACUUUUUUUUCUUGAUCGUCAGAAGGACCAAGGUUAAAAAGACAGAGAGAGAAAGCUGAUUAUCCCUUCAGUAUGACAACAAGACAAUUGUGAGGUUUGGGGCGUCUGGAUUUUGUUUUUUUAACUCAUGGCUAAGGAGUUAAUUUUGAUGAAGUAUAAAGUAAAUGCUUCCUGAUACAAACACCUUGGAUACUGACUUGGCGUAAAGAAAGGGAAAGGAACAAUUGGGCAACCCCUACAUGUCGCUCUGUACAUGUGGGGUAGAUUUAUUUGGGAACAAUCUACUGUGUGCAAUUUACAGCUGGAUAAUCCAGACCGAAAAAAACAAAAUAAAAAAAGGGUUGCCGCUCUGAAGAGGACAGCACAUCAGUCAAGCCUCAACAAUAUGAAUGGUUUCCCCAAGGUGAAGCUGGACUUGCUUUUCUCACUCACACUGCAGAAAGGAGCUUUUAAGAGUUUCAAAAUGUGUUAUUUGGGUUACGGCCGUUAACCACUACACACACACAAAACAAGAGCCUUGGUGCACUAUUUUUAUUAAUAACUGAAUCGCCUUCUUGCACAAGAGCAAGAAGCUUAAGGUUUGUCUUCAAGCAGAAUUCUUUAUAUGCCAUGGUAAACCCUUUGUUGGAAUGAUCACUAAGAAUUGUGAGACUAGCCAGGAGGUUGACAGUAUAAACAAGGAUCAGUUGUGCAGCCACUGCCAGUGCAGGAAAUAACCAGAGACUGGACCAUAUUGUUGAAAAGCCCAGUCUUACAAGCUGAAAAUUUUCUGCAUUGGAUUUCCGUGAGCACAGGAUUUACCGGCACCUUUAAAUCAGUAAGAAAUAUCCAUCUGACAUACAAUUUCACCAUUAAGAAUGAUCUACAAGUGCAAGAGCUUCCUUCUCUUAUGGAUCCGAAUAGGACUAUGUCUCAGUUUGAUAGGUCACUCCGUCAGCGCUGCUUCCUGCCCCAAGUUGUGUCGCUGUGACGAAACGUUCAUUUAUUGCAAUGACCGAGGUCUGACAUCCAUUCCCAGUGGGAUUCCUGAGGAUGCUACAACCCUCUACCUGCAGAACAACCGGAUAAACAACGCAGGGAUUCUAGCAGGACUGCGGAAUUUGAACAAAGUGGAAAGAAUUUACCUCUACUGCAACAACUUGGAUGAGUUUCCAACUAACCUACCAAAAUAUGUCAAGGAACUUCAUUUGCAGGAGAAUAAUAUUAGAACUAUCACACACAACUCACUAGCUCAAAUUCCUUACAUCGAGGAACUACAUAUGGAUGAUAACUCUGUUUCGGCAGUCAGUAUAGAUGAAGGGGCAUUUCAAGACAGCAACCACCUUCGACUUCUGUUCCUUUCUCGGAAUCACCUUAGCACCAUCCCUGUAGGUCUCCCAACAACCAUUGAAGAGCUAAGAUUUGAUGAUAACCGUAUAUCUUUCAUAACUGAGCAGUCCUUGCAGGAUCUUAUAAACUUGAAACGUCUAGUUUUAGAUGGAAACCUUUUAAACAAUCAUGGAAUAGGAGAGAUGGCGUUUAUCAACCUUGUUAACCUAACUGAGCUGUCUUUGGUUCGCAACUCUCUCACAGCUCCACCAAGGAACCUGCCAGGCACUUCCCUAAAAAAGCUCAAUCUCCAGGAAAACCACAUCAACAGAGUGCCAGCCAAUGCAUUUUCAUAUCUCAGACAAUUAUACCGCCUGGACUUAUCCAGCAACAACUUGAGCAGUUUGCCCCUGGGUGUCUUCGAUGAUCUAGACAACCUAACUCAGCUGUUGUUGCGCAAUAAUCCUUGGUACUGUGACUGCAGAAUGAUAUGGGUGCGGGAUUGGUUGCGUAGCUUGCCAGCUAGGGUUAAUGUACGUGGGUUGAUGUGCCAAGCACCUGAUAAAGUAAAAGGGAUGGCUAUUAAAGACCUCGCUAACACUUUGUUUGACUGCAAAGAGCUAGAAAUACCCCUCACUACUCAAACCACAACUGUGGUUUCAAACACACUGCCAACAUUCAGAGGCCAGUGGCCUGCAUCUGUGACCAAAAGACCAGCAGUCAAAGGACCUGACUUGAAAAAAAUCUACCACUCCACAACAACCCCAGCCAGGAAAAUCAUUACAAUAAGUGUGAAAUCUAUCAGCACUGAAACUAUUCACAUUUCCUGGAAAGUCGCACAGUCUCUGACAGCCUUGCGACUUAGCUGGCUGAAGAUAGGCCACAACCCUGCUUUUGGUUCCAUCACUGAAACUAUUGUUCAAGGAUAUACAACCGAGUAUUUACUCACAGCACUUGAGCCAGAGUCUUCAUACCGGAUAUGCAUGGUUCCUAUGGAAACCAAUAAUUUACAUCUGUCUGAUGAUACGCCUGUCUGUAUACAAACCGAGACUGCAUCUCUAAAAAUGUACAACCCCACAACAACUCUGAACCGGGAGCAAGAGAAGGAACCUUACAAAAACUCUAGCUUGCCUUUGGCAGCUAUUAUAGGAGGAGCUGUGGCACUUUUGGCAAUUAUAAUGCUAGCAUUGGUUUGCUGGUAUGUUCACAGAAAUGGCUCUCUGUUUUCAAGGAACUGUGCAUACAACAAAGGCCGUAGAAGAAAGGACGACUAUGCCGAGGCUGGAACCAAGAAGGACAACUCUAUCUUAGAAAUUAGAGAAACUUCUUUUCAAAUGAUACCAAUAAACAAUGAGCCAGUGACAGUGUCAAAGGAGGAUUUUGUAAUACAUACCAUAUUCCCACCUAAUGGCUUGAGCAUAUAUAAGAACAAUCACAGUGAAGGUAGCAGUAGCAACAGAAGCUACAGAGACAGUGGCAUUCCAGAUUCAGAUCAUUCUCAUUCAUGAUAAUGAACAACAUAUUUUAAGACUUUAAUUAAAAAUAUGGGACUUAAACUGGUCACUCUUCAAUUGCAAAACACUGGAUUUUAAAAGACUGAAGAAGCAAUGUUCUGUACAUUUGCCAUAUAAUUUAUAUUUAAGAACUUUUAUUAAAAGAUUUGAAUUACAGGUUAUCACUGGACUGUGAGGGGACACCUGGUCACUAACUGUAAUUCUAUAUUUUAGAAAUUUGUAGUUAUUUGUACUGUAUUAUCUUUGCUUAAGGUUUCAGACCAAUUAAAUUGUGUGUUCUGAAAUAUGGCGACUUGUCAACUGUGAAAGUGGAUUUUUUUUUUUUUUUUUUUUUUUUACUGUGUUGAACAAUCAGACUUUUUAAAAAUUACAUUUCAGAACCUUGUAAUAUAAGCACAGGUCAUUUUUAACUUGGUUGGUAUUGUAACUAUCGAUAAAACACAACAGUAAACUGCAGUUAAAAUGGUCCAUUGCAGGGGGAACCACAGAAAAAGAACGACAGGUCUGUGAACCACAUUUAAGAUGAAGUCUUUUCCAAAUAGGUAGUGAUGGGCAACACAAUGAUUUGAAAAGGUAUUUUUCAUAAGAAUAUAUGUUGCAGUAUCAAUAAAUGUCAGGCAGUUUCUGCUUUGGAGUGGCAGUGCAAAGAUUAUGCUCCAUACCUACCACUGCCUUAGGUUACUUGCCGUACAAAAUAAACUAAGCACAGGCUAACACAACCGAAAACCUACCACAAACUGGAAAAUAACAAGCAGAGACAGUGGUCGUUAAAACAAAGCCUAACAACUCAAAAAGGUGAUAUUGCAAUGCAACAUUUGUCAACUUUGUGCACAAUAUGUGAUAGCUUGGAAAAACAGGCAUUUAAAAAGCAAAAUAUUGCAUCUGGCUUUUUUUUUUAUUUUUUAUUAAAUAAAUAAAGAAAGAAAGAAAGAAAACGUUUUUUUUUUUUUUUAAACCACAAUUUAAAUGUUCUUUACAACUGAAAACCAAAGUGCAUUGUACGCCCUUUGGACAGUAUUGUAUGUGCCUUGAUCCAAUGCUUAUUGUAUUUAGCUUUUUAAAAAUCAGUGACUUAACUUUUUUCAUACAUAAUUGAAUAUGAGAAAAUUUUGGUCAUAUUGCUGAAUAAAAGUGAAUAAAAACAAACUGUGUUGUGCUGAAUUUACUGUUGCAAUGUUACAUUUCUAGGCAUCCUGGAUGCUGGUUCUGAAUACCAAAAUAUCUCGAAUAACAAAAAAAUAUUUAAGAAAUUACUACUCAGUCUGCUGUCCUCAGUUGGUCUUUUGUCUGCAAAGCCCUGUAAUGCAUCCAAUAUCUGGAUAAAGUGCGAGAUAUUAUUCAAUACCACAGAAACGCUAGAUUAGUAGAAAACACAAAAUGAUACUCAAUUAGAUAUACCCCCCAGGCACAAGAAAAAUGUGUGACUUGAUGUAUGGCUGGCAUUCAAGGUACAGAAUCAUACUGUGCUUGUACCAUAGUGUCACUGAGCUUUAAGUACAUCCAAGACAGUGUUUAAAGUGGUUUGGAAAAGGUGCCAGUAUGCACAAAAAAAUGUUUGUGGAGGGGUUGGAUGAUUUUACCACAUCCAGCCAGAGUUACGGAUUAUGUAUAAUUUUAAAUGCCAUCUACAAUAUGUUAUUAUUAAGCUAUUUUUAAAAGAACCUGUUAGUGUUUUAAUGUUAUACAAUAAAAACAUAACAUUGUUUUACUGUUAAUUGCUUUUAGACUACACAACAUAAAAGGUCUGUAUACAUUAAUUAUUUUUUUUGUUUGUUUUAGUGACUGCUGUUGAAGUUUUGGGGUGCUUCCAAUUGGGAAUAUACUACAUGCUACCCACUGGUCGGCUCAUGUUACACCUUGAAUAGACAAUUAUUUAACUUAUUUGCAUCACGACAGAACCAGAUAUUGUUGUUUACACCAACAAUCAACGAAUGAAUCCUUGCGGGGGAGUUUCUUUGCUCUUGUCUGAUGUGAAGAUGAGAAGUUUGCUAAUUUAAUUCAGGCUUAGUGCCGGCUUCUUUUUAGUUCUGAUGUUGUUGUCCAAACUGUCGGAAUCGUCACUCGGUGAUUACUCAGUCAGAGUGCUUUGGCUGGCUUAAAUUGCUCUUUUCAUUUAACCUCCUAAAACUAUUACACAAAAAUAAGAACAGUUGAAAUUCAACACGAAACGUAUCAGUAAGAUUUGACUGGUAUGAUUUCCAACACAUAAGUAAUGCAUAAAAUUUGUGGGUACAGUGACCUGCCGGAGAAGUGCUCCCGGAGAAUAAGGGCAUGACCUCCCAGGUGAAACACACUCACACUGUGUAGAGUCACUGAAGUCAAGAACGUUUUUUUAGUUUGUAACCAAAGAGGCCCAGACAGGGUGUUUUGCAGGAGUAAAAGAUUUAUAUAAAUCGCCUCCCCACCGCCCCCUAAAUUUUUCUUCAUUUGCUGGUAUGCCAUACCUUCAGUUUUUUUUCUUACCACUAUGCAUACCAGCGUACACCACCCCAUUUUAACCACUGGUCCAAGAGUAAUUAGCAAACAUAUUUUAUACCUGAUGAGAAAAAUCAAAAGACUAAAUGCUGACAAAUGAAG